CAAUGUUUUUGAAAUAUUUUUUAAACUUACAAGUGUUAAUCAAGUUGAAAUACGACCAUUUUCAAUGCAAAAUUGUUAUUUUUAUCAUUAUUGCCACCAAAGUGAAUAAAAAUCUAUUAUGUACCUUGGAGCAACGGAUAUAAAUCUUUAUUUAUUUAUCCAUAAAUCAAUGUUUCAUCUUUGCAUGAUCACUGGAUCUAAACUUCCCUAGGUUUCAUUUGAAUGAUCUCGAGUUUGUUUAAAUAGUUGAUUCUUAUCAACUGAAGAUUCAAUUAUUCUGUCUAAUCACUGGUCUCCUUAAGCUACUUAACUUUUCACUCAAGGUGUAGAUACCUUUAUUGAUAUAUUUGAACUUUUAUACCUCAAGUCUUAUAAAGGUUGUCAGAUCAAAAUUGCAAACCUAGUUUCACACUAUACAUUGAAACAAACAUUUCAUCAGUCUUUUAUUCUGGUCUAGUGAGUGUACUUUUCAUCUAUUCUUCAUCAUGUUUAAUGGUUAUGGCUUCAGUUUAUUGAUUUUUACAUCUAUCAUUUCCAUCUCUCUAUCGUUUAAACAGGGCGAAGUUUCCACCAAGUCACCCAAAGAAAAGGAAUUAGAUGCUUAUAAGUUCGUUGAUGAAUAUGACUUUGCUCCUUUACCUCUUAAUGUUGAAAAAAAGCACGUGAAAUCGGCUGCUAAGCUUACCAAACAAUUGACUGUGGCAAACUCAUCGGACACUCAAUUCAAUUCAACAACCCAAUCUCCACUUCAAACAACCACAUCAUCAUCCACAACAACAACACCUAACUCAACAAUUCCUAUCAUCAAAUCGUCUCCGGUCAAGUUGAAUGAUUCUGUCUCCAUAAAACAAGCUGAUCAAGACAAAAAUGUUGAACUUAAAAAAUCACAGACCAAGUCUAAGCACCGGGACAUUCCUGUUAAGAUGAGAAGCAUUGCAUUUUUGGUGAAAAACGUCGCAACUGAUUAUACUUUGGCAAGUUUCAAGCUUGGUUCAAUCCAUAAAUCAUAUCGAGGUAAAACAGUGAAAAUAACUGAUAUACUCAAAACUAUCAACAUUGGUCGUCACAAGAUAGGAUUUGGAGUUCAGAUUCACGGGUUACAUGAAAACCACGAACAUAAGGAUGAUUCAAAGGACUCAAAAAAUAAAACCCUAAAUGUAGUUUAAAUCAAGAUCCAUUUCUGUAAUUAUGUUGAAUUAGUCAAUAAAUGUUUGUCUAUGAAUUCACUGUAACCAGUAUUCAGCAAUAAAUUAUUUCACAAAGAAUGACAGAUCGAAAAUGAACAGAUGAGUUGGAGAUUGAUA
Tetranychus urticae (two-spotted spider mite) is the source of this 1304-nucleotide messenger RNA. Lineage: Eukaryota; Metazoa; Arthropoda; Arachnida; Trombidiformes; Tetranychidae. The record is from RefSeq and is a predicted model, not a curated record.